AUGCCAGAGAAUGAGAAGUCGUUUAAAGGCAAUGUGUUCGCUGUUGUACUCUUUGUUGGUGACAUAACUGAUGGACUUGAUGUCGUCGUCGUCGUAGUAGUGGAUGUCGUUGGUUUCGAAGGAGUAGAUGGUGGUGUCGCUAUUGGUGAUGGUGUUUGCGCUUGUUUCGGUGGUGUUGUUGUAGUAGUUGUUGUCGUCGUCGUCGUAGUAGUUGACAUCGAUGUCUUUGGAGGAGUCGACACAGGUGAUAUUGUAUUUAUGGUUCUCUUAUUCUUCUUUGCUUGA
Molecule: messenger RNA, 285 nt
Organism: Acytostelium subglobosum LB1
Lineage: Eukaryota; Evosea; Eumycetozoa; Acytosteliales; Acytosteliaceae
Exons: 1
Coding region: 1-285 (94 amino acids)
Source: RefSeq, a predicted model, not a curated record